ACGUCAUAUCCGUGGAGUCAGGAAUACCAUAAUGCUGUAAGUGUGUGGUAUGUGAAUGUGUACGCGGUUGGCUGAGAGACAGUGCGUGAAAAAUGGAGCAGUUGGCCUCGGCGGUGUCCAGUGUGCGGGAGCUCGGUGCUUUAUCGUAGUGAACCUGUAACGCACGGGCGAACGUGUCGCGCGGCUGUCCGUCGGGCCCGUUCCUGCCGCCUCACUGACUCACAGGCUCACCUCAGCUCGCCUACAUGACACAUGUCCGCUCCGCGGCACGCGCACGUCCGCGGCGUUAAAUUAAUGUGUCUGGCGGCGUCGUGUGCGCAGCGCUACACGACACGCGUGCGCGAAUUGUAGCUGGUCGCGGGGUGCACAAAGUGACAAAACGACAAUGCAGGCAGAAACGUCCGCCAUGCGAGUGUCGGAGAGCGAAGGCAAGCUGGACAGCCGGACGUCGAGCGCGGGCAAGGGGACCUCCAGGAGCUGGCACUACAGUGACCACAUGGAGAACAUCGACGGCUAUCUGAUGAAAUACACGAACCUGGUGACGGGAUGGCAGUAUCGGUUCUUUGUGCUGAACAACGAGGCGGGCGUGCUGGAGUACUUUGUGAACGAGCAGUCCCGGCCCCAGAAGCCUCGUGGCACGCUGGCCCUGGCGGGGGCGGUCAUCUCCCCGAGCGACGAGGACUCGCACACCUUUACCGUGAACGCCAUCAGCGGGGAGCAGUACAAGCUGAGAGCUACGGACGCUAAAGAGAGACAGCACUGGGUGAGCCGUCUGCAGAUCUGCACACAGCACCACACGGAGGCCAUGGGCAAGAGCAAUGCUUCCCUGAAGCUGCGCAGCUUCUCCAUGGCCUCCCAGGGGAGCACCAAUUCACCACUGUCUCAGCGCAGGUCCAACCAGAACACUGCUUUCCUGAACAUCUCGCAUCUCAGCAGAGGCUCAUCUCUGUACUCGAGCCGCAAGUCCUUGCUGCCGGACCACCUAGUGGAUGCACGGGAGAUGAUGACCCAGGCUCAGGGCCAGCACAAAGACCUGAUUGAGACCAUUGAGGGCCUGCCUUCAGCCCCUGGGCUUUCCCCCCUGGAUCAAGACCUGCUAAUGCUCAAAGCCACCUCCAUGGCCACGAUGAACUGCCUCAACGACUGCUUCCACAUCCUGCAGCUGCAGCAGGUGGCCCGGCAAACACGCCCGCUGGGAGAGCCCACCAUCGAGUGGCUGGAGCCCAAGUUGCCUGACAUCCUGAAGAAUGGAGGCAGCCUGCCGAGCCUGCCGGGGGACAGUGGCAAAGCAGAGAGCGGGGAACUGGAGCACAUGAGUACAGAGCCCCGGGAUUUUGCUGGGGAAAGGGAGGAAAUUGAUGCUGAGAACGAGCUGGAAGACUCCUUCACAGACCAGGAGGACGAUCUGGGGGCAGUGGAGGAGGAGCGUAGUGUCAUCCUGCAUCUGCUGUCUCAGCUCAAGUUGGGCAUGGACCUUACCCGGGUGGUCCUGCCCACCUUCAUCCUGGAGAAGCGCUCGCUGUUAGAGAUGUAUGCUGAUUUCAUGUCCCACCCGGACCUCUUUGUGGCCAUUACUGACGGCACCACCCCUGAGGAGCGGAUGGUCCGCUUUGUGGAGUAUUACCUCACCUCCUUCCACGAGGGCCGCAAGGGCGCCAUCGCCAAAAAACCCUACAAUCCUAUCAUCGGCGAGACUUUCCACUGCUCUUGGAGAGUGCCCAAGUCCCAGGUUGCCAAGUCGGCAGGAGGCAACAUUGUUCCUGGUCCUCAAGGCAGCCUGCACAGUGCUGCACCCGAGGUGUCAGAUUGCUAUCAAGUGCGCUUUGUUGCUGAGCAGGUGUCCCAUCACCCUCCUAUUUCAGGCUUCUAUGCAGAAUGUGUAGAGCGGCAAAUGUGUGUCAACACCCACGUUUGGACAAAGAGCAAGUUCAUGGGCAUGUCCAUUGGGGUCUCCAUGAUUGGAGAAGGUGUCCUGCACCUGCUGGAGCAUGAUGAAGAGUACACGUUCACGUUGCCCUCUGCCUACGCCCGCUCAAUCCUCACAGUGCCAUGGGUAGAGCUGGGUGGGAAGAUCACUGUCAGCUGCGCCAAGACUGGCUAUUCUGCAGCCAUCACCUUUCAAACUAAGCCAUUUUAUGGGGGGAAACUGCACAAGGUGACUGCUGAGGUGAAGCACAGCCCCACCAACUCUGUAGUGUGCCGUGUGCAGGGUGAGUGGAACGGUACGCUGGAGUUCAGCCAUAGCUCUGGUGAGACCCGAGUGAUAGAUGUCACCAAGCUCCCUGUUACCAAGAAACAUGUGCGACCUAUAGAGCAGCAGGGACCCUAUGAGUCAAGGCGACUUUGGCAACAUGUGACUGAGUCAUUACGACAGAAAGACAUUGACAAGGCCACAGAGCACAAGCGCUUUCUGGAGGAGAGGCAGAGGACUGAAGAGAGACAUCGCACUGAGAUGGAGAUCCCUUGGAGGACUAGGUAUUUUGAAAGUGAGGGUGAUGGCUGGGUGUAUUACAAGCCACUGUGGAAAACUGCAUUUGCAAACUCUUGAAUUUCUGUUCAUCACUUUGAACCUUGUUAUGAGUCCUCCUUACAAUUGCUUUGAGAUUGUCACAGCCACAAGGUGUUUUCUUUUUCUGAUGAUUCAAACAAAAUGUCACCUGUAUUAUCAAAAUAUGCUACUGACAUGCUUAGACUGCACAACCCAUGGGGAAAAACCUGACUGUUGGUAUGCUUUGAUUACGUGCAAAGUACAUCUGAACCUGGCGCAAUGCAUAUUUUGUAAUGUAUGACAUUUUUGUAUGACAUUUUGAUGGUCUUUGGAUCAUAUGUUUCAUCAUGUACAUGUAGGUUUAUUCUACUGAUGCUGCCUUACUGCAGAUGCAUUUGGGCAGCAGAGCAGUGCUGGAGUCUGGCAUGGAUAAGGGGGUCCAAAAAAGGUUUUGGCAUCUUAUCAGGGAGUGUGAGCACUUGAUGCCAUACCUCAAAAUGAUCCUAAUGAGCAGUGCAAUUCCCCACCACACCCUUUCAUAUUAACUUGAGCACCAUAUAUAAAUGAAUGAAAUCGCAAGAUGAAGUCAUGGGAGGAGAAGCAGCGUUAGUCAUUUCCUGACACGUCCACUCAACAAAGAUGAUGAGCAAUUUUUUGGUCCUGCUAAAAGAAAUUCCCUGACUCCAAACUUUUGGAAAGGGCUGUUGGUUCACCUGUAUUGUCACAGAAAAAUAUUAGCUCCAGUUGUCUUGCCUUUAGUGUGGCAGGCUAAACAAAUGUCUUGUAAGUCAACAAUCAGUCAGGUUUUGGGCAAGGUGAUACCCACAUUCAUGUUUCUAUACUUUUAGUAAUUUACUAGAAAAACGAAGAAGCAAGGUAGAUUUGCACAUGGCUGCUCUGGAACUAAAAACUUCUUCCAGCGUGCAGUCACUUAGUUUUUGCCCACACUUUGUAUCUUAUGAAAAAGAUUUUGACUAAUGAGCAUGUUACUGUGGAGCACAACUUAAUUUUUCCUCUGAAUGU
Molecule: messenger RNA, 3511 nt
Organism: Scleropages formosus (Asian bonytongue)
Lineage: Eukaryota; Metazoa; Chordata; Actinopteri; Osteoglossiformes; Osteoglossidae
Gene: osbpl11
Product: oxysterol binding protein-like 11
Exons: 13
Coding region: 386-2548 (720 amino acids)
Cellular component (GO): Golgi apparatus; cytosol; membrane
Molecular function (GO): sterol binding
Source: RefSeq, a predicted model, not a curated record